CUCGGUACGCGCAGGGCGGCCGGAGCAGCAUGGCGGAAGACGAGAGCGAUCAGGAGUCGGAGCGGCUCAGCGAGGAGCUGGAGGCGCUGGUGACGCCGGGUCUCCCCGCCGGGCUGCCGGCUCUUCUCAACAGUCAGUACUACUGCCGCCGCUUCUGCCAGGUUGUUGAAGACUAUGCUGGAAGAUGGCAGGUUCCUUUGCCUCAGCUUCAGGUGCUUCAGACAGCUCUCUGUUGUUUCACGUCUGCCUGUGUAUCAUUCCCAGCUGAAUGUGAGCACGUACAAUACGUAUUGAGUAGCCUAGCUUUGAGUUUUUUUGAAUUGCUGCUGUUCUUUGGAAAGGAUGAGUUCUAUGAAGAUCCUUUGAAAGAUAUUUUAGGUUCAAUCCAGGAAUGUCAGAACCUUCUAAAUAGAUACAGAAAUAUGAACUUGGAACUAGUGACGCGAAUCAUCCGAGAUGGUGGACCAUGGGAGGAUCCUGUAUUACAAGCAAUUCUUAAAGCAAAGCCUGUGUCACAGGAAUUAGUUAACAAAUAUUUAAGCUCUGAAAAUCCACUGUUCUUUGAACUACGUGCCAGAUACCUUAUUGCCUGUGAACGCAUCCCUGAGGCAAUGGCUCUUAUCAAAUCUUGCAUAAAUCAUCCAGAUAUCAGUAAAGAUCUGUAUUUCCAUCAAGCUCUUUUCACCUGUCUUUAUAUGUCACCAUUAGAAGAUCAGCUUUUCCAGGAGCACUUGUUGAGGACUGAUUGCAAGAGUGGAAUUGAGAUCAUCUGCAACACUGAAAAAGAAGGGAAGACUACCUUAGCCUUACAGCUAUGUGAAUCGUUCCUAGUCCCACAGCUUCAAAAUGGGGACAUGUAUUGUAUAUGGGACCUGAUCUUCAUUUGGAGUAAACUGCAGCUUAAAUCUAACCCAUCUAAACAAGUAUUUGUUGACCACUGCUACCAGCUUUUAAGAAUUGCUACAAAUGUCAGAGUAAUUUUCCCCUUCAUGAAAGUCAUUAAGGAUGAAGUUGGUGAAGAUGGUCUCCAGAUAUGUGUCGAGAUAUGUGGGUGUGCUCUACAGUUGGACCUCCGUGAAGAUCCCAUCAUGAAAAGUCUUAUUUAUAAAACAAUUGCUCAUUUUCUGCCAAAUGACUUGGAGAUCCUCAGAAUUUGUGCACUCUCAAUCUUUUUUCUUGAGCGCACCUUGGAAUCUUACUACACUGUUGAACAUUUAUAUAAAUGUGCAGAUGAAGAAUACAAUGAGUGCACUAGUUCUGUUCAAAACCGUGUACGUUUUGAAUUGCUUCCAAUUUUGAAAAAAGGUUUGUUUUUUGAUCCAGAGUUUUGGAAUUUCUUGAUGAUCAAGCAGAAUUGUUUAGCCUUAUUGGGGGAUAAAGCCUUUGUUGGCUCAAGUGAAAGUACACUGGAAAACUCUACUCCAAAUACAGAGAAGAUAACAGAGUAUAGUGCUCUGAGUGAGGAACGUGUCUGUUUAACAGAUGUAAGCAAUGGGGAGCUUGAACCUGAAGACCUCUCUGAAGCCCAGCCCAAAGGUAAUGCCAAAAAGAACCAUGAAGCUCUUGAGGCAUCUGAAAUGAUGGAUGAAACUGUACCAAGACACCGCUGUGUGAUAUGCAACAAGGAAUUUCUUGGUGGCCACAUUGUGAAACAUGCACAAGCUCACCAAAAAAAGGGCAGUUUUUCCUGUGUACUUUGCACCAGAAAGUUCAGGCAAAAAGGACUCAUGCUGAAGCACUUGAAAAAUCAUGUCAGGAAGAUAGAAAGGCAACAUCUUGCUGCAGUUCGUGAGGCUGGUCAGCAGGCUCCAGCUCUCAAUGAACUAGAAUGUUCUGAUGUUUCUCUCUCACUUGAAAAUGGGAAUGCUGAUGCUUCUAAAGAAAAUGAACCAGAGACUGCAGUAGCUUCAAGCGUUGACCAAGUGAUCCAAGUGGAGGAGGAGAAUGCAGAACAGGUAUUUGAUGCAGUGGGAAACCACUUAAGUGAUGAGGAUGAUGCUACUGAGAAUAGUAGUGACAGCUGUUUUAAUAAUGUUCCAGAUGCUUUAAGUACAGAAAGUUUGCCUGAAGAUGAUGAGAGCUCCAGUAAAGAGUCGCCUGUUCUGCAUAAAGUCAAUGGAGCCUUUUGCCUUCAAAAAGACAUUGAUGCUAUGGAUGAGGAAGGAAGCUUUAAGUGCCCUGCUAAUGGUUGUGCUAGAGUGUUCAAAAAGAUAAGAUUCCUCAAUAAACAUGCAAGAAAAGCUCAUCCAACUGAUCUGAAGGUGCAGCAGCAUAUAAUGAAAUGGAAUAAGGGAAAGUGCCGGUUCUGCCAGAGGAAAUUUGCUGAUUCCCAACAUUUUAUAGACCAUCUGAAGAGGCACGUGUAUCCAAAUGUUUACUUUUGUUUACACUUUAAUUGUAACCAGAGAUUUAAGCUGUCGACUGAACUUGCAGAGCAUACAAAAAGUCACAGUGUUUUUAAAGCUCAGUGCAAUUUUGCAGAGUGCUGUGAGCUAUUCGAAGAGCUUCCUUUGCUUUAUAAACAUGAGGCUCAGCAUUAUUUAAAUAAAACACUAGAAUGUUCAGAAGAUGCAAGUGAAAAAGAUUCUUCAGAUGAUCCUUCAGAACUUUGUAGCUACCAAGAUGAUGCUGAAUCUAUUAAUGAGAAGGAAGCUGUAGAUUUACCAAUUCCAACUUGGAAGUCAAGGAAGGAUUCUACAGAACCAAAGACAUAUAUUCAAAGUGUUGAGAAGAAAACAAAUAAUGUCAUUCACAAUGGAAACGACAGCUCAUCUGAGGGUAGUGCUACAGUUUCAAGUUUGAUAGACCAAAAGACACCUGUAUUACAGCCAAAUUCUGAGAACUGUAAUGUUGUUUAUGACCAACUAGUCAAUGGGCACAGUGACCUAGAUCAGACAUCAUCGAAAUCAUCAGAAACACCUUUGGACAGAGUGGCAAGUGAAACAAGGACAGAAAAUGGGUCGGUGUUACCAGUUUUACAGAAUUGUCAUGAUGUACCCCAAAAUAAUGCUGCUGCCUCACAAUUACCUUCUAAACCAAAUCCACCAACAGAGAAUACUUCAUAUGGUGUCAUCUUAACAAAACCCUAUGUUAGACCAUUGCCUCCAAGUUACCUUGAUGAGCGAUACAUUAGCAUGCCAAAACGUAGAAAAAUUUUGGCUGAUAAAGUAGAUGCUCAUUCUGAACAAGAUGAAUUUUGUAGCAAAACAACAGAAAGAUUUAGAUGUGGCAACUGCUUGACCAUCUACUGUAAUUCAGAAGCACUUGAGGCUCACCUUGCACAAAAGAAGUGUCAGACGCUCUUUGGAUUCGAUUCAGAUGAUGAAAGUGCCUGAUUCACUGUUGUGGGAAAAUGUAUCAGAGGAGUGGUGUAAGAAAACACUACGUGAAGAAGCAUCAAUUCGUUUCCCAGUUGGCCUUAAUCAUAAUGCAGUCUCAAAUUACUAAAGAAAAGAAACAUGACCUUGGUAAAGACAAAGCACAUUUUCUAGACAAAACUCACAGAGGAAUAAUAGGAGCUCUGCAGGUCUUGAGUCCAGAAAGACUGCUACAAAAUCCCCAAAGUACCAGUUAUCCUAAAAGCCACAUUCAUUCCAAAUCUGUGAUUGAAACUUAGCGGCACGGUUGUAUUGUCUUGCCACCUAAAAAUGUUUUGUUUGGGAUACAGAGAGCUGAAAAUUCUAAUGUGAUUGUAGGCAUGGAAGCUGUAGUGGUGAAAACUGGUGCGUUACAUACAGAUGGAGUCAUCACAGAAAUGUAGGACAGCAAAGACCAACUGUUCCUGCUCAGCUAGUUUGCUUACUGAAUACUUCAUCACACUGCAUGUAUGGCAAAAUAAGGUGAUAACUUGCUUGAAUCAACAGAUAUAUAAAAACUUAAUGAGAGGAAAAAAGAGGAAAAAACAAAAAGGUACUUAAGAUCUGUUCAUUGUAGCAAUGGCUCACACUUGCAAACCUAAAGGUUUAAUUGUAAAAUAAGCUGUUAAGUAGUUCUGGAACUUAAACUUAAUAACUCAGUAAUGCCUCUGCUAAUAAUCCUCUGUGAAAUUAAACAGAUAUUUGCAUUAGUUCUGCUUCCUUUUCCCUUCCUGAGAGGUAAAAAAAGAAUGCAAAUUUCAAAUCAUGCUUUUGAAUUCUAGAACAUUCUUGCCUUAAUUUUGGGUUGGAUUAACAUAGAAGGUUAUAAAAUUAUGAUCACAGAUAUGUGUGCAUUACAUUAAUAGAGACAGUUCGCCCACUUUCAGAGAUCUGUAUGAUGUUUGAGGCACCAAAGAAUUAUUUUUUGCAGUUGCAAAAAAAAAAAAAAUUGAUUUAAAGGCAUCAUUCAUUAUAUAUACAUAUAUACACACACUAUAUAUAUAUUUACAUAUAUAAAUACAUUUAAAUUUUUUAAACAUUAAUGGGAACCUUAUCAGCCAAAUGCACUUUCACAUUUUUUGCUUUCAAGUUACCAACCAACCUGUAAGGACCCAGUUGUUAUUUUGAAUGUUCCCAGGCUCCCCUUUCUAUGUUCAAGAUUGCUAAUCUAGUUAAAUUUGCUUAAACGUACUUGGAAAAACAAGGUUAAUUUCUAAGUAUUACAGUUUUAAAAUUCUGAAAACUCAGUCAGUAGAUACAACAAAAAUUUCUGUGUAAAGUCUUUUAAAUGUACCUUUAAUCUUUGGUGCUUUUUUGCUUUCUCCUGGAGCUCCAUGUGUUUCAAGAGGCUUUAGAAACAUGAUUGAGAAUUGUGUUUUUUUGGUUUAAAGUGUGUAUAUAAGUGCAUCUGUGUACAUGCAUAGACUGUGACCAUAAUUUUUUGUACCUGCAUUAAACUCAUUUUUGUUCAAAGAUGCUUUUCUUGGACACCACCAUUUGUUAAUACCAUGUGUUCAGUAUAUACACUGUGGGGAACUGGAAAACUGAAUUCUUACAUAGGUAAACAUGAGCAUCACCUAACCACCUGUCAGAAAUACACUAAACUGACUUAAAGUGGCGAGUGGGUGGUAACUUUUUGUUUUAAGUUAUGAUUUUAACUUCUGAAGACAUUUCGUUUUCUUUAAACUACUCUGAUACCUGGUAUUCUCAGAUACUUGCAGUAUUAAACAACUUUAAUUGGGAGCAAAAAGCUAAUCAUAAUUCAUAAUGUGUAGGUGAUAAUUCUACAUUCUUUUAGUAUGUUGAGUACUGUAGCCCUGUACUAGGCCUGCAACUUCUAGGGCUGAAAAUUUUCCAAAUCCAGAAUUCAAAAUUCGUUGGGGGUUUUUUGGUGUUGUCUUUUGUUUCUUCUUUUCCCAGGCAUUAAGCAUUGUAUGAUACGAUUGGAAGUACUUCUUCAAGAUCUGUCACUUUGAUUCAAUAAAUACAGAAGUACAUGUGUAAUAUAAGCAUGCAAGUAUUUAAAAGCUGCCUGCAGUUAUACAUGAGCUUAGGAGCUUUGUUGGAUCAAAGUUUGUCCAUUUCAUUGCUGAUAAUCGUAUUCUAAUAACAUUCCUCCAGGUGGCUGUUGCUUGGAUUUAGACUUUCAUUUUUAGACUGUCUGCUCUAACCUGAACCUCACAGUUCCCUGUAAAGGUCAUGUAAGUUCUAAUUUUCAAACAGUUGCCGCUUGGUAGGCACCUUUCACAAAAAAAAAAAAAAGACAUGCUGAAAAUAGGUUGAAAGUGGUCAUAUCUGUGGAGAAAGGUCACUGGUACUUUGGUUAUUUAGCCAUAUUCAUUAAACUAUAUAAAUUGUAUAGUUUGGAUAAUUUAUAACAUUAAACUUUGUGAUUUUAAUAUCACAUUGAAGGUUCGGCUGUACUCGUUUCUUUUAUUGUUUAACACCAGUGGUAUGGACAAAAGACUCAAAGGGGGGUGGUAGUGUUACUAUUUUCUUAAUUUAUUUGGUACUGUAUAACACCUUUCUGAAUAAAUGCAGUGUAUGCAUUUUGGGACUCUGUUAAUUUGUAAAAGCUGUUACAGGUUCAGCAAGAAAGGAAAUUUGUGCUUCCUUGUUGAAUGUUAAAUUAUUUUACUUUGCAUUUUAUAUAAGAGUACAAAUUAAAACUGAGCCAUCAAACUGCAAUAAAUCAACAGUAGUGUUUCAUUUUAAAACCUUUUUGUACUGUACAUAGAUUUGUUCAAUAAAACAUUGUCUUUG
Molecule: messenger RNA, 6119 nt
Organism: Calypte anna (Anna's hummingbird)
Lineage: Eukaryota; Metazoa; Chordata; Aves; Apodiformes; Trochilidae
Gene: ZNF654
Product: zinc finger protein 654
Exons: 9
Coding region: 30-3335 (1101 amino acids)
Biological process (GO): regulation of transcription by RNA polymerase II
Cellular component (GO): nucleus
Molecular function (GO): DNA binding; DNA-binding transcription factor activity, RNA polymerase II-specific
Source: RefSeq, a predicted model, not a curated record